CAGCAGGAAUCUCACAUGGGCUUGGCCCAGAUGUCAAAAUGCGGCCCACUGGUGCAUAUCCAGCUGACCGGGCCGGAGAUCAGUCAGAGACCGCCGCCGCGCCGGGCAGAAAACAAAAUAAACCCUUCCCUUCCACCGCCGGCCUCCACCAGACCACCGCCGCGCCGCUCCUCUCCGUCGGCCUCCACCAGAUCACUGCGCGCCGCUCCCCUCCGUCUCCCUCCACCAGUCUACCGCUGCCCUCCACAAGACCACCGCCGCUCCCUCCUGCAGGCUGCUCCUCUCCUUCCUCCCUUCCUCCCCAUUCCCCGACUCCACCCUCAGCUCUAUGCACCCCUCAAGCAGCAGGCCAGUCAGCAGCCAGCAGCGAGGCACGGAGGCAGGCAGGCCGGCCGGCGGCAGCUCGCCGGUUUAAACCCCCACUUCGCACUCGCAUCGCAGGUGGCAGCAGCACCCACCCAAGUUGGAGCAGGGCAUCAACAUUGUCAACUGGCGAGUCUUGGAGCUGCUUCGGCAUCCUCAGGAGAGCGAACAAGCAGGCAAAUGUUUCGUGUUGGAAGAAUCUGUACAAGACCGAAUUCAGCCCGUGCUGUAUUUGCAUUCCUUGCGGGUCCACAACCUUUCGCUGGUCGUGGCAGCACGUAUCGCUUGGACAGUAAGUUUCUUGGGACUAAGUGCACCGGUGAUGAACAUAUAGGAUUCCUGAACCAGAAACCUCGUGUUGGUAGUUGCGGCGCGUGCUUUUCCACUGCUACCGAAACAGUUCUGGUCCAAGCCCGUGACUCGUCUCAGCUAGCAUUGGAGAUAGAGAACGCGAUCGAUCAGAGGAGGUUUGAUGACGCGUGGAGGGCGUAUGAGAAGCAUGUUCACAUGGACGGGUUCCCAAGAAAGUCUGUUUUGGGUAAGCUCAUCACUGGCUUCGCGGUGACCUGUGAUGCUCACAGGCUUAACCAGUCAUACAGUGUGGUCGAUCAUGUAUCUCGAGACAAGAUUGAAUUGUUGGAGAGGGAGCCCCUAAUUUACCUAUCUCUUAUUCUAGCACGUUGCGCUCUUCCUGAUCUUGCAGUCAAUGUUGUGAGGAAGUUAGUAAAGAUGGAAAUAUACCCACCCGUUGCUGCAUGGUCUGCGAUCGUUGCACAUAUGUGUCAAACUGCAACCGGUUCGUUUCUUGCUGCCGACAUGGUCAUGGAGAUUGGAUACCUUUUCCAGAAUAAUAGAGUUGAUCCACGCAAGAAGAGCAAUCGUCCAUUGCUAUCAAUGAAACCCAAUUCAUUUACCUUCAGCAUAGUUCUGACCGCAUCCCUCUUGUUUGGCACUACUAAAAAGGCGGAACAGCUUCUUGAAUUAAUGCCCAGGAUAGGGGUGAAACCGGAAGCUAGCUUGCUGAUUGUCAUGGCCCGUAUAUAUGAAAAGAAUGGACACAAGGAUGAGAUUCAGAAGUUGAAGAGGCAUGUUGAUGAGGCCUGUGGUCUAAGUGAAUCAGAAUUCAGGCAGUUCUAUGAUUGCCUGCUCUCCUGUCAUUUAAAAUUUGGGGAUUUGGAUUCUGCUGUGGAUAUGGUUUUGGAUAUGCUUAAAAAGGGUAAAAAUGCUAAACGGUCACUAGAAGCAGCUAAAGCAGUCCUCGAAGCAGUUGAGAAUAACAAAAUUUAUCUUCCUUAUGACAAAGCAGGCACUGAAAAUUUGGGUUCCCCGAAUAAGUCUGUGUCUACUGAUAGCCAAAUGCUGAACUAUGUUUCAUUCUUCAAAGACAAGAACUUUGCAAAGCUUGAAUUAGAGGCAAGAGAAUUACACAAGUUAUUAUCAGAUAAGCUCCAGGAACAGGUCGGACUAGUUAAAUCUGAACAUGGUAUCCUCCAUCCAACUGAAACAAUGUAUGCCAAACUUGUCAAAGCUUUUCUGGAAGCAGAUAAGAUCAGUGCAUUGGCAUCAUUUCUUGUGAAAGCAAGCAAAGAAGACUGUCCAGUGUCUGUUGAGAGCUCCUUUAUUGUCCAAGUAAUAAGCGCAUGUAUUUCUGUUGGGUUAUUAGAGCAAGCACAUGAUCUUCUUGACGAGAUGAGAUUUUCUGGAAUUAGGGUUGGUUCUUCCAUUUAUUCGUCGCUCCUAAAAGCCUACUGCAAGGAGGGCCAUCAUGAAGAUGAUAUAACUGCACUUCUGAAGGAUGCUGAUCAAGCAGGAAUUCAGUUGGACUCAAGCUGCUAUGAACAUUUGAUACAAUCCAGGACACAUCGCAAUAACACCACAGGUGCUCUCCAUCUUUUUAAAGAGAUGAAGAACUCAAACAUUCAAAGAUCUGGUCACAAGGAGUUUGAGAUGUUAGUUCAAAGCUGUGAUAACAGUGAAGCUGCUUUGACGACUAAGCUAGUAGAAGAAGUCAGAAGUGGUCAUACGGUUAAUCAUGCUAUUCAUGACUGGAAUAAUGUUAUACAUUUCUUCUGUAAGAAGAGAUUAAUGCAUGAUGCUCACAAAGCACUGAGCAAGAUGCGUGUUUUAGGCCACAUGCCCAAUGCACAAACUUUCCAUUCUUUAGUAACUGCUUAUGCUGCUGUUGGUGGAAAAUAUGUGGAGGUGACGGACUUGUGGGGUGAAAUGAAAGUUCUGGCGAACUCCAACUCAAUGAAAUUUGAUCAAGAACUAUUGGACUCUCUGUUGUAUUGCUUUGUGAGAGGUGGUUUCUUUCUUCGAGCAAUGGAAGUUAUAGAAUUGAUGGAAAAAUGCAAGAUGUUUAUAGAUAAAUACAAGUACAAGUCCCUGUGGCUUAAAUAUCACAGAACAUUGUACAAAGGUAAAGCUCCCAAGGUGCAAACAGAAGCUCAAUUGAUAAGGAGAGAAGCAGCAUUACAUUUCAAGAGAUGGAUUGGGUUGACAUGAGAGUGAGAUUCUAUGAGCACUUCUAAAGUUAACCACAGAACAUCCCCAAUUAUCAACUUGUGCAGGGGAAGAGGAUCACUACGGCCAACGUGAGCUGAGACACUUCCGACGGAAUUGGUUAUCUUAGAUCACCUACAAGUAUAUAGGUGGUGCUGCACUUUUAUCCCAUUUUUCCAAUAGCGAGCUCCUCUUAAAUGGCUUGGGUUGUAUUGACAUUUUGCUGAAUCUCCCACUGAACAUGUGUGCCAAGUUGUUAAAUGUUAGACAAACAGGCUUUGUGAUUUUUAGAAGGUGGAACAUUGCACUGCAAUACGAGCUUUAAACUACUAUGUGCGUUGAUGCCCUCAGAAUGUGCUUAUGACUUACUAUUUGACAUUUAUUUUCUCAGUUUCACUUACUGCAUUUCUAGCGUGCAUAUUUUUCUACUCUAGAUCAUACUAUAGGGAUGGUGUGAUGGGAACACAUGAUGAAGAAACUAGAAAGUUUUUCAAGCAUUCUUCAGUCAUUUGUGUUUUUUCACCUUGAUAUGCCAGCAGUAAGCUCGGGCAAGUUCUGGCAGUAGGUUUCCUAGGUAUUUUGUUUAGUUUUUUAAUAAACUGCAAGCAGUGCUUAGCUAAUUAGUAAUUAGUCAUGCUUCCCCUUUUAGCAAGUAAAUAUUUACCAUUAUGUGUUGGUGCCAUAUGGAUAGUAAAUGUGCACCUAAGCUGACAGAUAGCUUUGUUCAAAUAAAAUCAGGUACCAGAGCUUGGACCUUUUCUUUCAAAAGGGACCUCUUCCUCCUUUCUUACAGAAUGAAGGAUGAUCUCAAAUCCUCCCUUUUAGCCUGGCUAGACGAUCUGUAGUUCCUUUGGGCUAUGCCCUGGGAUAAGCCCUUUUGCAAGUGGGAAUGGACCAAGACAACCUUGGUACGAUUUGCACUGUAAGAAUGAUGGACCAGCUGCCUAUGAUGUCCUUUUUUAGCAACGCUAGAGAAAGGUCUCCAAGUUCCGCGAUCGAUUUAGGAAAGUAUCUUGGAAAGAUGAUGCUCUAUUAAAGCUGGAGCAUAUCUCAUGGAUACUCAGCCCUUCGGCUAUGUUCCAAAUGAUCAUGUUAGUUUGCGGGUUUCAAAAGAACAAGAUUCUGAAAAUUGGCAUGUUCAGGUCUUAGCACUACUCUUGUGCUAACAAUCUGAUACCAAUGGAACUGGCCCUCAAAAUUACAAGCAAGAUUAGAGCUGGCGAGCGAUUUACGGUUUAUGUAGUCAUACCAAUGUGUCCUGAAGGAGUCCCUACCACAGCCUCUGUGCAAGAAAUUCUUUACUUUCAGGCUCAGACAAUGAAGAUGAUGUAUAGAGUAAUUGCACAAGAGCUCAAGGCCAUGAAUAUUGAAAAUGCAAAGCUUCAAGAUUACUUGAACUUCUACUGUCUUGGCAAUCGGGGAGAACCAUCAACAAAUGGUAGUCCUGACUCAGACAAAUCUUCAGAUAGAAGUGCAGCGGUAUAUAGGUAUAGGACUUCUCUACGGGCUGAGCACCUUGGAGUGGUCGACGAGCACUUCAAGGAUCGUUCAAGCCCCGACUGUGUAAGAUUACUGAACCAAAUAGCUGAGAGAGACUCACAUCAGAAGAGAUGAAAUGUUGCAAGGGCACCUCCUCAGAUACCCGGUGAAGACAGAGCCGUAUGCCAUGGCAACAUCGGCCGUCAGCGGCAAAGAUCUGACAUGCCACAGUUUGUCCAAGUAAUAAGCGCAUGUAUUUCUGUUGGGUUAUUAGAGCAAGCACAUGAUCUUCUUGACGAGAUGAGAUUUUCUGGAAUUAGGGUUGGUUCUUCCAUUGAUCAAGCAGGAAUUCAGUUGGACUCAAGCUGCUAUGAAAAUUUGAUACAAUCCAGGGCACAUCGCAAUAACACCACAGGUGCUCUCCAUCUUUUUGAAGAGAUGAAGAACUCAAACAUUCAAAGAUCUGGUCACAGGGAGUUUGAGAUGUUAGUACAAAGCUGUGAUAACAGUGAAGCUGCUUUGAUGACUAAGCUAGUAGAAGAAGUCAGAAGUGGCCAUACGGUUAAUCAUGCUAUUCAUGACUGGAAUAAUGUUAUACAUUUCUUCUGUAAGAAGAGAUUAAUGCAUGAUGCUCACAAAGCACUGAGCAAGAUGCGUGUUUUAGGCCACAUGCCAAACGCACAAACUUUCCAUUCUUUAGUAACUAGUUAUGCUGCUGUUGGUAGAAAAUAUGUGGAGGUGACGGACUUGUGGGGUGAAAUGAAAGUUCUGGCGAACUCCAACUCAAUGAAAUUUGAUCAAGAACUAUUGGACUCUCUGUUGUAUUGCUUUGUGAGAGGUGGUUUCUUUCUUCGAGCAAUGGAAGUUAUAGAAUUGAUGAAAAAAUACAAGAUGUACAAAGGUAAGGCUCCCAAGGUGCAAACAGAAGCUCAAUUGAUAAGGAGAGAAGCAGCAUUACAUUUCAAGAGAUGGAUUGGAUUGACGUGAAAGUGAGAUUUUGAAAGCAGUGAAACACUAGAACUUAGAUACCUGAGAUAUUUAUGUUCACAAUGUGCCAUACUUGUCCCGGCUCCAGCAAAGUUGGAGACCAAUGUGUAGACGUCUCUGUUAGUACAAAUCUUUGAUCUGCAUAACAGCUGUAUUUGUAGUUUACUUGAACUUCACCGAUGAAAGAUGUCAGAUUGGCCUACAUGUCAAUACAGAUUUGUGCAGACAUAAAUGUCCCUAUUUGUGCCCA
Molecule: messenger RNA, 5581 nt
Organism: Lolium perenne
Lineage: Eukaryota; Viridiplantae; Streptophyta; Magnoliopsida; Poales; Poaceae
Source: RefSeq, a predicted model, not a curated record